Molecule: messenger RNA, 417 nt
Organism: Salvia splendens (bonfire salvia)
Lineage: Eukaryota; Viridiplantae; Streptophyta; Magnoliopsida; Lamiales; Lamiaceae
Exons: 1
Coding region: 1-417 (138 amino acids)
Molecular function (GO): protein binding
Source: RefSeq, a predicted model, not a curated record
AUGGUGUUCGAUGUGAUUCUACAGAUUGCGAUAUUCGUGAUCUUAGCGUUAACGUUCCUCUUCUCCCAAAACAUCCCCCAAAAGCUCCUGUCCAAGCUCCGCCUCUUCCGCCGCCGUUCCCAGCUCCAAGCCAAGCGCCACUUCGUCGUCGCCGCCCAGCUCCUCUCCGAGGCCACCUCCGCCGCCGACGCCCGCCGCGCCGAGACCGAGGCCGACCGAGCCAUCGCCCUCGACCCCACCGACGCCGCCUCGCACAUCCUCAAGGCGCUGGCCCUCGAGAAGCAAGGCUUCCGGACCUCCGCCCUGGCCUCGAUCGACACCGCGCUGUCGCCGCUCGCCGCGAAGACGCUGACCGACGCCGAGAGGAGCGAUGCGCUGCUCAAGCGGGCGGCGCUGGCUGACGGAAUUGGGGGAUAA